CUCAACCCAGAGAUCGCGAGACAGAGCAGGCCUCGCGAGAUCUGGCCUCUCGCCCCUGACAGGCGGGCGUUCUUUCCGGGCGCUAUGGAAGGGCUCUGGUGUUCGGGAUGGAGGCGGGUCGCUUUGUGUGGCUGGCGCUGGCGGCACCUGGGGUCCCCGGCCAGGCCUGCGGAGAGGGUAGAGCCGUGCCUCAGGCCGCGAGGCAGCGGGACGGGCGGUGCUGAGAGCGGUCUGAGGCGGCUCGGGACGUGGAGGCGCCCGAGCCCGGCCGUGCAGCCGCCGCGGCGGCCGAAGAGCACGAACCCCUUCACUCGCUCGCAGGAGGAGGACUGGCGGCGGCGGAACAGGACAGUUCUCACGUACGUGGCCGCGGCCGCCGUGGGCAUGCUGGGGGCGUCCUACGCCGCCGUGCCCCUUUAUCGGCUCUACUGCCAGACUACUGGACUUGGAGGGUCAGCAGUAGCAGGUCAUGCAUCAGACCAGAUUGAACACAUGGUACCUGUUAAGGAUCGCAUCAUUAAAGUCACCUUUAAUGCAGAUGUGCACGCAAGUCUCCAGUGGAACUUCAGACCUCAGCAAACAGAAAUAUACGUAGUGCCAGGAGAGACUGCACUGGCGUUUUAUAAAGCUAAGAAUCCUACUGACAAACCAGUAAUCGGAAUUUCUACAUACAAUAUUGUACCAUUUGAAGCUGGACAGUAUUUCAAUAAAAUACAGUGCUUCUGCUUUGAAGAACAAAGGCUCAAUCCACAAGAGGAAGUAGAUAUGCCAGUGUUUUUCUACAUUGAUCCUGAAUUUGCUGAAGAUCCAAGAAUGGUGAAUGUUGAUCUCAUCACUCUUUCUUAUACUUUUUUUGAGGCAAAGGAGGGGCAUAAAUUGCCGGUCCCAGGCUAUAACUGAAGUCAGCAGCAAGUCCUGCUUCAAAUUUGUGAUUUUUGAAAAAUCAUGUAACUUGUCUUCUCAGGGAGAAAUAGUUACAAUAACUUGAAGCCUUCUAUUUUAAGUAUUAUGUACUGAUGGUUCUGUUUUUUUCCCCAACUAAUUUACACUACUUAGAAUGUAUUACUGUAUUAAAAGAAACUGCAUUGUUUGUCAAAUACGUUGGUGUGGACUGAUGAUUCAGCUUGAUUCACUGGUUCUCUUUCAAAUUAGUAGCACUUCAUAUUUGUAGCAAUGAAUUUUUUUUAUUUCUAAAAUAGUGGGUUACUACUUUCAUUAUGAAUAUUCACUAUUUUAAAAGCUCAAAAUGGACAAAGAUUACAUUCUGAUUUCAAAUUUCACUGUAUUUUUCCUUUAAGAUUUAGGGCUAUUUUACAUUCAGAGUACUGAAUAAUUACUUUGAAAUUUUGGUACCAUGAAAGUUAAAUAAAAUGCAUAAAUAUAUCCACUAGGCUUCUAGCAUUUCUUGUUACUACAGUUCCAAGUCCCUGAAUGUUAAAAUAUAAGUGUCGGAUUGUGAAGGUUUACUGACAUUAGAAAUUCUUCCCUGAAAAAAAAAAAAAUGUAUUAAAUUGUUUCAAUUGUAAUUUAUUUGUCACUGUAAUUUAUGACAUAACUGAAUGUUUUCCAGUAGUCUUUCUUCCAAAAAGAAAAAAAAAGAGAACAUUUAGUAUUAGGAAGAAUCAUAUUUAAAGGCAACCUGAUGUAGAGUUCAGUGACCUCUUCAGGGUACCUGAACUACAAUGAAAUCACAAUCAUCAAGGCUUUUACAGUUAUAAUUCUAAACAAGAGUAGUAUUUAUAAAGAAGUGCAAAUUGACUUUUACAUUCAACUUUAGUUAAAUGAAGGCACUCAGUGUUCUUCCUGACUUAAAUAUUGUUUCUCACAUUUUAUGCUUUCAUCUAUUAACAAUUAUUUUGUAAUAAAAUAUGUUUCUUAACUCUUAA
Camelus dromedarius (Arabian camel) is the source of this 1886-nucleotide messenger RNA. Its product is annotated as cytochrome c oxidase assembly protein COX11, mitochondrial. The transcript has 4 exons. NCBI's taxonomy places the organism in Eukaryota, Metazoa, Chordata, Mammalia, Artiodactyla, Camelidae. Bases 85 to 900 code for a protein of 271 amino acids. Gene Ontology annotation, molecular function: copper ion binding. Gene Ontology annotation, cellular component: mitochondrial inner membrane. The record is from RefSeq and is a predicted model, not a curated record.